GCACGCUUUUGAUUGGGCAGCCACUCUUGUCACUCUACGCGGUCGACAGCAGGAGGCGGGCCCGGCUCCCCGCUGCCGCGCAAUACCGGCCUUCCAUUGGCUCAUCCUCCUGUCGCUCUGCGCCGCGGGGGGCGCGGAUUGGCGGCCGCCUCACGGGGUGUCCCGCCCCGCGGGGCCGUGCGGCGCAGGCGCGCCGGGGGCGGUGGCUGCGGCGGUGGCGGCUGAGCGGGGCCGGAGCGGGGCCGGGCGGCCCAUGGGGCCGGGCCGCGCUGCCGAUGGAGCCGCCGCGCAGCUGUGGCGAUGGCGCAGAGGACGAGAAGAAGCCGCGGCGGCGGGGCGGCGGUGCGGACGCCGGACCCUCCCAGCUGCGGCGGCGAAGCAGCGGCGGCGCGGCGGGCGCGGACAGCGCGGCGGCUCCGCAGCCCCGCGAACGCGGCGGCUCCGUGAGCCGGCAGCGGCGGGACUCGGUCCGCAAGAACCGUCCGCUCUUUCCCUGGUUUGGCUUGGACAUCGGAGGGACCUUGGUCAAACUGGUUUAUUUUGAACCCAAGGACAUCACGGCCGAAGAGGAAGAGGAAGAAGUGGAAAACCUCAAAAGCAUCCGCAAAUACCUGACAUCCAACGUAGCCUAUGGCUCCACAGGCAUUCGGGAUGUGCACCUUGAGCUCAGGGACCUUACCCUGUGUGGACGUAAAGGCAAUCUGCACUUUAUACGCUUUCCUACCCAUGACAUGCCUGCUUUUAUCCAAAUGGGAAGCGAAAAGCACUUCUCGAGCCUCCAUACUACCUUAUGUGCCACGGGAGGUGGAGCGUACAAAUUUGAGCAGGACUUUCGCACAAUGGGUGACCUUGAGCUUUGUAAGCUCGAUGAGCUGGACUGCCUCAUUAAAGGAGUGCUGUACAUCGACUCCGUGGGCUUCAAUGGACACUCCGAGUGUUACUAUUUUGAGAACCCCACGGAUGCUGAGAGGUGCCAGAAGCUCCCGUUCAACCUGGAGAAUCCCUAUCCUCUGCUCCUGGUGAACAUUGGCUCAGGGGUCAGCAUUUUGGCUGUCUAUUCCAAAGACAACUAUAAACGAGUAACAGGCACCAGCCUUGGAGGGGGAACCUUCUUUGGCCUCUGCUGCCUUCUGACGGGCUGCUCCACGUUUGAGGAGGCCCUGGAGAUGGCAUCCCAUGGGGACAGCACCAAGGUGGACAAACUGGUGAGGGACAUCUACGGAGGAGACUACGAGCGCUUCGGGCUGCCAGGCUGGGCUGUGGCAUCCAGCUUUGGAAACAUGAUGAGCAAGGAGAAGAGGGAAUCUGUCAGCAAGGAGGACCUGGCCAAGGCCACUUUAAUCACCAUCACCAACAACAUCGGCUCCAUAGCUCGGAUGUGUGCCCUUAACGAGAACAUCAACCGUGUGGUGUUCGUGGGCAACUUCCUUCGGAUCAACACCAUCUCCAUGAGGCUGCUGGCCUAUGCCCUGGACUACUGGUCAAAGGGACAGUUAAAAGCACUUUUCUUGGAACAUGAGGGUUACUUCGGCGCGGUCGGUGCUCUCCUGGGACUCCUGGACUCAGCCUGACUCCGUGCAGGAUCUGUGUUGGACCUAUGGAUUCAGGGCACUCCCUGGGCCACUGAGCCCGUGCUUUGGGGGUCGCUGAGCCCAUGUUUGGUGUCACAGCCCCCACUGAGGCUGUUCCACUGUGGUGGCCUGUGGGGAUGGGUGUCUGGAAGAGCUGAAAUCCAUCUGGGAUUACAGCACGGGUUUGUUCCAAAGGAUGUGAUCGGAAUACACUGGCUGGACAUGGGGGUGUAUGGGAAGGUCUGGGGGGCAUUUCAGUCCCAUGGAAUUCCCCUUUUUAGGGGAAUUUUUGUAGUUUUACUCCAUGUUUAAUGACGGUGACAAAGCAGAGCAGGGGCGCUCUGCUCUUUCCGCUGGGAUCCCUUGGAGUGCCAAGUGCCCAGGUCAGUUCUGUGUUCACAAUCAGAGGUUCUCCAUGCGCUGGAAAACGGUCUGGGAAAGGGGAAGAGCAUCAGCACAGCCCUGGUGUGUGUGACUAACUCCCUAUGGCCCGCUGGAUCUGCGCUGGGACACAGCUGUGCUGUCACCAGCCUUUAUUUACCCCUGUUCCACGUGUCCUUGUGUCUGUCCUGGGCAUGGAAGGUUCAGCACAGCCCGGGCCUGUGCCUCAGGGUGAGUCCCGUUUCAGCCUCCAGCCCUCAGCACCCUCUGGGAUGGUGUUGGGUGCCAGUCAGCCUCCAGCCUCGAGAUCUAGAUUUGAGGGUGGAAUAGGGAUAUUUGUUUGUCUGGGGUUUUCUCUCUGUUACCAAAGAGACGCUUUUUCAGUCACACUUGGAUCUCUGUAAUAGUCCAUGUGACAUUUCCCAUGGCUGCACUCCUGUCGUUUUGGGGGAAUUCUCCCCUUUCCAUGCAUGCUGUACUCCCUCUUUUCCCUGUGCAUGCUGAGCAGGAUACUGCAGUGGGGAGCCCCUGUGGAAGUUGCACCCUGGGGAUGGGGGUUUGGAAUGGAUCCUGCACGCUCAAUAAAUGCUCUCUAAAAGGAACGAGGUAUCUGCACCUUCCCUGGGGAUGGGAGCUCCUGGAGACACAGCUUUGGAAGUGCUCUGGCUUCCCAGCAAGCAGCUCUCUGGAGCACAGGGAAAGCUGUUCAGAUCCUUCAGAUCAGGUCAUGGUGUCAGGGUUUAUCCCAGGCUAUCAGAAUGACCGUCACCCUGAUCCCACCACACCCUUCCACUCCUUGUUUCUUCCCAGAGAAACCAAUUUCCAGUUUUUUUGGAUUUUUUUCCAAUUCCAAUUUUUCUCAGAUUCCCUUGUGAGCCUGGCUGGAAGUGCUGGACAGCCCCGAGCUCUUCCCUGCCUUAUGAAUCCUGCCCAGCUCUGCCCGUUGCUGUAUCCUGAGAUCUGAGCACUUCAGGGUGGGUUCCUUGUGUGGCACCUCCCUCUGAACAGGGAGGAAAUUCAGAGGGUGUUCUUUGCUGGGGAGAUCUGUGAGCUGGGAUUCUGGACACAGCCAGGGAUCUGAUCACAGGAAAAUCAGGGGAAAGAACGCAGGGCUCCUGUGGAGGGUGAUCUGUGCUGGCUGGGGAGGAAAAUGUUUGUUUUUCCUGCAGCCUUACACAAGUUCCAUUUGUGUCCUGGUCCUUGUUCCACAAGGGGGUGCUGGGCAGGUGAGGGCUGGAAGCAGGAUCAUACAGCUCAGGGAGUGCUUUGGGUGGGAAGGGACCUCAAAGCCCCUCUCAUUCCAUGGGCAGGGACAUCUCCCACCAUCCCAGGGUGCUCCAAGCCCCAUCCAGCCUGGCCUUGGGCACAGCCAGGGAUCCAGGGACAGCCACAGCUGCUCUGGGCACCCUGUUUGGGAUCAGCUGAAUUCAAGUUCUCAUUUAUUCCUCACUCCUUGUGAAAUCACAGGAAGGCUCCCAAACUCUCCGUUAAAAACAUCUCCAUUUCCAGAGUGCUGACUGAAGGGUCUCUAGCCUCGGCUCUUGCUGUGCCGCCUACAGUUCACCACACGUGCACCUGGCUGGCCUUUCACCCACCCUCGCAGCCAAAACUCAUGGAAAAGGCACAGAAACUUGGGCUUUUUGGAAUGUCUGUGUGCCUGGCACCUGUGUGGCUCCUUGAUGAACAGGUUAGUGACAGGCUGGGCUGGGGAGGGUGUAGGAAUCCUUCAGAUCCACAGGAAAAAGCCUGGAUUGAUUAAGCACAGCAGCCUUGGGAGCAGAAGCCACCUUGCAGUGGUUCUGCUGUGGAGAGCUGGGAAAUCUCUGCAGGGCUGGGAAUUCCUGGCAGCGAUCCCAGAGCCUGAUCCCCCCCAGUCCCUGCCCCAGGCACUGGCGUCCCUGGGCUCAGCAUCCUGCAAGUGUUCACUUCCUCACUCUGUGCAUGAGCCUGUGUCACUCCUUUUUCUCUGGAUUUUGGAGUAGAUCCAGCACCAAAGUUCCUGGCUUAUUGUCCAUUCCUUUUUUGUAAACUGCUUGAUUUUUUUUCCUUCUUGUAUAAAAUACUAGUUAUUUUUUUCUAUGCGUCAAA
Messenger RNA from Motacilla alba alba, 4040 nucleotides. It is a transcript of the gene PANK2, whose product is annotated as pantothenate kinase 2. The coding region runs from base 276 to 1571 and encodes 431 amino acids. Gene Ontology annotation, cellular component: cytosol; nucleus. Gene Ontology annotation, biological process: coenzyme A biosynthetic process. Gene Ontology annotation, molecular function: pantothenate kinase activity; ATP binding. The record is from RefSeq and is a predicted model, not a curated record. Lineage: Eukaryota; Metazoa; Chordata; Aves; Passeriformes; Motacillidae. The transcript is spliced from 7 exons.